AUGGUCAAUCGACUCCAAGACAAAGUCGCCAUCAUAACCGGUGCAGCUGGCGGUAUCGGGCUCGAGACUACCAUCCUCUUCGUCCGUGAAGGCGCUAGUGUGCUCAUGCUCGACAUCUCAGAAGCAGCCCUAGAACGUGCUCUCGCAAAAGUCAACGAACUCUGCCCUGAUCUCAAGUCCUCCAACAAUUUCGUCAAAACCAAGAAAUGCGAUGUCUCCAAGGAAGCAGAUGUACAAGCCGCAGUGGAAAGCAUGGACGAACACGGUGGCAUCGAUGUGAUGUUCAACAACGCUGGAAUAAUGCAUGCCGAAGACGAUGAUGCCAUCAACACCGCCGAAAAGAUCUGGGAUCUGACUCAGGCCAUCAACGUCAAGGGCGUCUGGUUCGGAUGCAAGCACGCUGUAUUGUCGAUGCGACGGCACAAGAAGGCACGAGGUAGCAUCAUCAAUACUGCAUCUAUGGUUGCUCUGGUUGGAGCUGCGGCGCCACAACUCGCAUACACAGCUUCAAAGGGCGCUGUACUCGCGCUUACAAGAGAGUUGGCAAUGGAUUGGCUCGGCGAUGAUCUUCAGAAGAGAUAUCGACGUGAGGUGCAUUUCCCAAUGGGCCGGUUUGGAGAGGCUAUCGAGCAGGCAAAUGCUGUAGUGUUCUUGGCUAGUGACGAGAGCAGUUUCAUCCUCGGUCAGGACUUUGUGGUUGACGGGGGCAUGACCAAGGCUUAUGUUACUGGAGAGGGACCACCCACUGCAUCGCCGAAGAACAAUGCUACCUAA
This is a messenger RNA of Lithohypha guttulata, 774 nucleotides long. RefSeq lists its product as uncharacterized. The transcript is spliced from 2 exons. Bases 1 to 774 code for a protein of 257 amino acids. NCBI's taxonomy places the organism in Eukaryota, Fungi, Ascomycota, Eurotiomycetes, Chaetothyriales, Trichomeriaceae. The record is from RefSeq and is a predicted model, not a curated record.